Messenger RNA from Penicillium angulare, 1254 nucleotides. RefSeq lists its product as uncharacterized. The record is from RefSeq and is a predicted model, not a curated record. Bases 1 to 1254 code for a protein of 417 amino acids. NCBI's taxonomy places the organism in Eukaryota, Fungi, Ascomycota, Eurotiomycetes, Eurotiales, Aspergillaceae. The transcript has 3 exons. Gene Ontology annotation, molecular function: protein binding.
AUGUCGGAAGACGAACAGAAAGCUAGAAAUUGGGAACCAAAGUGUGUGGCUUCAUCAAUACCUUCACCUACCAUCAAUCAACCUCUGGCAUCUGAGCCUUUCAAUGCCAGUGGUAUCACCUCGAAUUUAAAUAAAGAUAUCGGCUCUCACCAUUUCAGGAGUGCUAGAUGGACUCCAGAUGGAACUACUAUUUUAACCGAGUCCAGUGAUUACCAUAUCCGUUCUUACAUCGUGCCUCCGGAUUUGCUUGAAGACCACAGAAUUCACCAUCUCUCUCCGUACUCAACUUUGCCCUCAGCAGAGCCGAUUUACGCUUCUGCUGUCUAUCCAUUCUUUGAUCUACAAAACCCGGCAACCGCUCUCUUCCUUUCAUCUGUCAGGGACCAUCCAAUUCGUCUGGCUUCUGCUCUUGCCCCAACAUCAGUCGCCACUUAUUCACUGGUGAAUCCGACUACGGAAGCUUUUAUCACACCACACAGCAUUGUAUAUCCGUCCACCCUCGGGGGAACUCACUUCCUCACUGGCUCCGACAGUCUCAUUUGUUUGUUUGAUGUCUCCCGUCCGGGCAAAGAUGGCCCGGUGUCAUGGCUUCCAACCAUCCCAAGUAAGCGAAAACAGAUCGUAGGUGGGGGUAUAGGUAUGAAAGGUAUCGUCUCAGCUAUGGCAGUUAGCCCAAAUGGUGAUGGGAUCCUAGCUGCUGGCACCUUUACCAGACAGGUUGGGCUGUAUAGCUCCAAUGGCUCUGGGGAGCUCCUGGGAACGUUCAGCAUUGCUAAGACCGAGGCCAACCGUGAAAUCGGAGGGAAGGGCGUUACUCAGCUUGUUUGGAGUCCGUGUGGAAGAUAUCUUUACAUCGCUGAACGCAAAAGUGAUGGGGCUCUUGUCUACGACAUUCGAAUGACAGGACAGAUGCUUGGCUUUCUACGAGGGCGGAAGGCCAUGACCAACCAGCGGAUGGAAAUUGAUGUCCUUUCUACUGGCACUGAAGGUACUCAUGAGGUUUGGGCAGGCGGUACAGAUGGGUUCAUGCGCAGGUGGACAAACCCUGUGUAUUCUGCCGGUGGCCAAGAUCCUGACUGGGAGUUUAAAGUUCAUGAAGAUGCUGUGACCAGCACGGCUUCUCAUUCCACUGGAAGUGUUGUGGUUACUUGUGGUGGUCAGCGACGUCGACAUCACUCAAGAAGCACACUGGAGAGUACACCGGAGACUACACCAGAAAGCAGCCUCAAAAUCUGGUCUUUUCCUUGCUCCUAA